This is a messenger RNA of Coccinella septempunctata (seven-spotted ladybird), 1878 nucleotides long. Its product is annotated as EF-hand domain-containing family member B. NCBI's taxonomy places the organism in Eukaryota, Metazoa, Arthropoda, Insecta, Coleoptera, Coccinellidae. The record is from RefSeq and is a predicted model, not a curated record. The transcript has 10 exons. Bases 110 to 1720 code for a protein of 536 amino acids.
AAGUAAAUAACAUUUGUCAAAAAUAUUGUGACAUUUUAAUCUGACCAAGUUUUUCAUAUUUAUAUACUCGUAUUAUAUAUAAGAUUUUAUUUUUAAAAGUGAAUAAAACAUGUCCAAUGCCGGUAGAUAUAUUGAUAGGUGUCCUGUCAUUUGUGCUGCAGGAAAAUCAACUAUUCCAAACACAACAGCGAAAGUAACUUUGCAGGAAUAUAAUCUCAGCGACAAAGUCGACGCGUUAAAACAUGACUUGAAAAUAUUUAACGAGAAAGAAUUGGAUGUACCUUACAGACUGCCACAAAUUGAGAAUGUUAGACAUAGGGGAGCCAAUGAUAGGAUCCUCAAACACCUGACGAUGCCGAAGAAGACCAGGUACCAACAAUUGGUGACCGAUUUGAAGGAAACUACCUAUCGUUCUUACUGGGGGCAACCAUUGGGGCAACCAGCUGAUCCUGUUCCAGGAUUACCACAAGGAAUGGACACUGUCACCACGACAUUUGGGCACAAGCCCUUAGAACAUGUCCCUUUGUACGAGGUGGUUUUUCCCCGAAUACCAAGGUACCAAGUAUUAUGGAAUAGCCAAGUGAAUCAUGAUAAAUAUAAGAAAAUCUAUAACGACUACAAUGUGGGUGAAAAAAUGGACAGGAACUAUUUCAAACCGCCAUACAACCCAGAAAACUGCUUCGGUUACAAAACGAAAAACGACGAGAGAGGACUGGGUGCUAGGUGCGCCAUGAAUUGGUUCAACAUCGAACCUGUCACAAUAGCAUCCAGCAGACAGGUCGACUAUUGGGAUAAGUACCACCUGAAGAUGGGAGAGGUACAUGCCCCCAUCGGAAUCAAAGAUUCAAUGCCCAAGACCCACACCUAUGGUAAACCGUACAAAAUGGAGAUGCACGGAAUGGCAGAGCUUCUGAGGCCUGGGUGUGAGCCUGGCAUACAAAAGAGAGAUGCCCUUGUGAGGAUGGCUUCAUUGAACAUGCUGAGACAAAACAUUAAGAAGAGGUUCACCCCCAGUUUCACCCUGAAUGAUUUAUACGCCAAACUGGCUUACUACGAUAAGGAUAUGUCCAACUUCAUCACCUUGAGGGACUUUUAUCAAGUGAUCGGUUGUCUGAAGAUCAAAAUGAACCGCGAAAAUCUAGAGGACCUCUUCAGGCAAGUUGGCAUAGUCCAGUCGGACAAAAUUGAUUACAGAAGGUUUGUGGAUGCAUUAUCUUUCGAUAUGGAAUUCGAGAAACAGCUUGAUCCGCUCCCAGAAGAAAAGCUUCACUAUUGUACAGAAUCCGCAGCUUCUCGUCUGGACCACUAUUUCAUUGACAAUUCUAAAAAACCAGCAGCAGGUCUUUCCUCGUAUCGCUUCGACCUGAAGUAUCCACCAAAGAAAGGUUGCGAAUCGGAAAGAGAAGACUUACCUACAGAUGACGUGAAGACUCUGGUGGAUAGAAGUAUCUUCCUCCAGUAUAACAUAUCCUACAGGGAUAUGUUUAAAGGAAGAAGCAAGGAAUUUAUCAAAACACUGUUCGAAAACUGUGGAUAUCAAUUCGCCGAAGGGGCUUUUGAAGAAUUGUAUCAAUUAGCUUUGGCCCAUGAUAAAACUGGUAGCGUAUGUGUAGAUACUUUCAACAAAAUUGUGAAGCAGCACCAGCUUCCUAUGAAAAAAAUUGUAGAUGAGUUAGCUUGUAUACCAGAGGAAAUAAGGAAACCAUGUGCAUGCGUUUAAUACUCGUGAUAUGUUUAUGUGGAUGAAUUUGUAUAUUUAAUUUAGUGCAGACACUUUACAUCUAGUUUAUUUUUUUGAUUUUUUCCAUUUUUUUUUUAAUAUAAGAAUUUUGUAUUUUAUUGUAUAGCAGCUCUUUUUGUUCUAAGGAAAUUAAAGUA